GCCUGUGGUUCACUCAGAGAAGUCCAUUCCCAGUGACAAACAGACUAUUUUUCCAAAUGUAGCAGUACAAAGAAUUUGCAUCAAAAACAGACAAAUCAACCAAAGAUUCAGAAAUGGGGGACUGGUCGAUUCUGGGCCGAUUUCUAACUGAGGUUCAGAAUCAUUCGACGGUCAUUGGUAAGAUUUGGCUGACUAUGCUGUUAAUAUUUCGUAUACUGCUGGUGGCACUGGUCGGAGAUGCUGUGUACAGCGAUGAGCAAUCCAAGUUCACCUGCAAUACACUGCAGCCGGGUUGCAACAAUGUGUGUUAUGACACCUUUGCCCCCGUCUCAAACCUGCGCUUCUGGGUCUUCCAAAUUGUGCUUGUCUCAACACCAUCCAUCUUCUACAUUAUAUAUGUCCUGCACAAGAUUGCCAAAGACGAGAAGCUGGAGACAGAAAGAGGUCAUGUAAAGGCCAUGAACCCAGUAAGACUGGACGUGGAUGAUGUAGCAUAUGGGUCACAGGGAGAAGAUUGGGGUGGUCAGGAUGAGGGUAGCGUGGAGCAAAGCCUACUGCGGGAAGACUUUAAAGAGGUUGGCAAAGACCCGACUAAACUCCCCAGCCAGGUUCUUCUCAUCUAUAUUGUUCAGGUGCUAAUUCGCUCUGUUUUGGAGAUCACUUUUCUGGUCGGUCAGUACUACCUGUUUGGAUUCGAGGUGCCUCAUUUGUUUCGAUGCGAAACUUAUCCCUGUCCGACACUGACUGACUGUUUUGUGUCACGGGCAACAGAAAAGACCAUCUUUCUUAAUUUUAUGUUCAGCGUCAGCCUGGGCUGUUUCCUUUUAAACAUUGCAGAGCUCCACUAUCUGGGCUGGAUCUAUGUUUUCCGUAUGCUUCGUGACGCCUGCUUCGUGUGCUGCAGGUCUGAAAGGGAACUGUAUCAUCGCAACCCUUUGCUGCUGAGUCUUAGACAUUCAUUGCGAGGCAGGCUGGUCCUGCAGACGCCCAGGAUAACAUCGUCUCAGGAGAAGACAGGGACAGCUUGGCUUUCACACGCUCCAGCUAUUGCUUUUGAGACUGACUCAACUCUGGAGUGCACGCCAAAGAAGAACCCAGAGGACCUGAAAUUGGCCAACGUGGUUAGAUGUGGUGUCAAGAAGUCCUGGUUGUAAUGUGUAUUAUUGUUUUACAAAUUCUUCAUUGUGUAACAUAUGUCCAUUAUACGUUUUAUUCUGGAAAUGAUCUUGUCAGUCGAUCAGACUUGUUUUGUUGUGUUAAGUCCUGUUCAGACCGCCAGCGACUAGAAGUGGCCGGGCAACAUUCAAUUCAAUUCAAUUUUAUUUAUAUAGCGCUUUUCACAAUUGUUAAUUGUUGCAAAGCAGCUUUACAUGAGUAGAUGUAGAGGAGAACACAGAAAAUGUAUAGAUAAUAAAAGAAGUAGAAUAUAGCGGCUAAGGUUAAACCGUACAAGCGAACGUAUUAAUAAUGUAACGUAUACAGUAUAGUGCUAAGUUAAGCCAAAGUUGGCUGACUCUCCCAGGGAUGAAAAAAACCCCUAGGAGAAAACCCGGUGGGAAAAACUCCUAGAAGGACAAAAACCCUUGGGAGAAAUUAAUAUAUAUUUAUAUAUAUAGACACGGUAGGGAUAGGAAGCGGGUAAGCGGAUUAAACUGGUUCAGCCGGUGGUCGUUGGUCGCGCAUCGGCUGGGCAUCACAUUGAAGGACAGCCAGUAGAUCAGUGGUGCGAUGACCUUCACAGCAACAGGGUCUGUUUGUCUCAUGGUCCUUGGGUUCAGGUGCAACCACUAACAUGAUCUCAUUAAUUUCAAUGGAAGCUUGGCGCCUUCUGGCGACGCAAGCGACUAUUGGUGACAGGAAGUGGGCGUGUCAACCGAUGCAACAAAGUUGAGAAAAGUUUAUGUUUAUGCAAAUCAUGAGCAACUUUCAGGUGCAACCACUAAUGAGACAACACAAUCUCACUGCAAGUCGUAGUAUAGUCACAAAAUAUUUGAUUUAUUUAUUCAUGUUCACAGACAAGGUUUUUCGCUUUUUGUCUUUUUUGUGUCACUCAGCAAAAAUUUAUAUUAAUAGUUUUUCGUGUCCGUAGCACGACUUUCUUUUCUAUUGGGGUUUGGGUUAGGAUGUCUGAAAUGUAACAGAAAGUUGCUCUAACCCCAACCCCAAUGGUAAA
Messenger RNA from Paramisgurnus dabryanus, 2173 nucleotides. RefSeq names its product gap junction delta-2 protein. Gene Ontology annotation, molecular function: gap junction channel activity. NCBI's taxonomy places the organism in Eukaryota, Metazoa, Chordata, Actinopteri, Cypriniformes, Cobitidae. The record is from RefSeq and is a predicted model, not a curated record. Gene Ontology annotation, biological process: cell-cell signaling. Gene Ontology annotation, cellular component: connexin complex.